Messenger RNA from Pestalotiopsis fici W106-1, 1884 nucleotides. RefSeq lists its product as uncharacterized. Gene Ontology annotation, molecular function: protein binding; peptidyl-prolyl cis-trans isomerase activity. Gene Ontology annotation, biological process: protein peptidyl-prolyl isomerization. The transcript has 3 exons. The record is from RefSeq and is a predicted model, not a curated record. Lineage: Eukaryota; Fungi; Ascomycota; Sordariomycetes; Amphisphaeriales; Sporocadaceae. Bases 1 to 1884 code for a protein of 627 amino acids.
AUGGCUUCUACUCAGGACGCCGAGGACGUCAAGUCCAAUAAGCGCAACCACGCGGAAUUCGCUGAACAAAAUGACUCCGACGACAGCUCCUCGGACGAUGACAUGGGCCCGCAGCUGCCCUCGGCGGCGGCCCCAAAGAAGAAACGCCGAGUAUUGCCAUACGAAAAAUUGUACAUAUCGGCACUUCCCAAAGCGCCGCGAUAUUCAAAGUCCUUGAUGCACAAGGAGCAGCUAGCUUUCGUCACUGUAACCCCCUUGACCGAAUUCCUUAUCACCAGCUCCGUCGAUGGCGUUGUCAAGUUCUGGAAGAAGGUGGCACAGGGUAUCGAGUUUGUCAAGGAGUUCAAGGCACAUGUCGGCGAAAUCAGAUCAGUAUCUGUCAGCCAGGACGGCCGCAGCUUUGCGACGGCAGGCGCUGACAAGAGCGUCAAGAUCUUUGAUGUGUUCACUUUUGACCUUCUCGCUAUGUUGACGCUCGACUAUACGCCCAAGGCCAUAUGCUGGGUGCACAAGCGUGGUGCAUCUCUGCCCAUAUUGGCUGUAUCGGACGACGAGAAACCCCUGAUCUACAUCUACGAUGGACGGGGAGAGAACCAAACGCCGAUUCACACCAUCAAAGGAUUGCACAAGAGUGUGGUUAGCGUCAUGGCUUUCAACGACGCUCACGAUUGUGUGAUUUCGGCAGACGAGGGUGGAAUGCUCGAGUACUGGAGUCCCAGUUCAAACUACGAGAAACCGGACAAUGUGUUCCAAUACAAGAGUUCCACGAAUUUAUUCGAUUUCAAAAAGGCCAAGUCUGCGCCAGUGUCUUUGAACAUGUCGCCGUCAGGGCAUCAGUUCGUAACAUACUCGUUCCCCGACCGCAAGAUUCGAGUCUUCGAAUUUGCCAGCGCAAAGCUAUAUAGAACAUACGAUGAGUCUCUGCAGGUCGUGGAGGAGAUGCAGCAAGCUGGAACGGCCAAACAGAAGCUUGAACCAGUCGAGUUUGGCCGGAGGCGUGCUGCAGAGCUGGAGAUUGAGUCUCCGGCGCUCAGGGACAAGGUCAAUGUCAUUUUUGACGAAUCCGGGAACUUUAUCCUCUACGGCUCCAUUCUAGGCGUCAAAGUGCUGAACACCUUCACCAACCAUAUUGUAAAGGUGUAUGGCAAGGACGAGAAUAUGCGGCCUGUCAACCUGGCCCUAUAUCAAGGCCAGCCUCAGAAGAAGGGACUGACCACGGUGGCCAUGGCAGCCUCAGCCAAUCCGUUGCUGCAAGAGGCAGAAUCGCGAGAUCCUAUCCUCAUUACCACGGCUGUGGGCAAGGUUCGAUUCUAUAUGUUUACGGACGACGCGGAAGUGUCGAAAUCGGACCGUGAUGUCCAGAAUGAGAAGCCGACCAUGCUCGGGGCCAAGAAGACGGAGCAAAAGAAACAGGCUGAGACGGGCACAUCGGCGGUCAUCCACACGACUUAUGGUGACAUUCACAUCAGGUUAUUCCCAGACGCUGCACCAAAGGCGGUUGAGAAUUUUGUCACUCAUUCGAAGCGGGGAUACUACAACAAUACAAUCUUCCAUCGGGUCAUCCGCAAGUUCAUGAUCCAGUGCGGAGAUCCGCUGGGCGAUGGUACCGGUGGCGAGAGCAUAUGGGGGAGGGAGUUUGAAGACGAGUUCAGCACGCUGAAACACGAUAAGCCCUACACAGUCAGUAUGGCCAAUGCUGGGCCAAACACUAAUGGUAGUCAGUUCUUUAUCACGACGGAGAAGACGCCAUGGCUUGACAACAAGCACACUAUCUUUGGCCGCGCGAUCCAGGGGCUGGACGUGAUUCACAAGAUAGAAAACGUACGGACGUACAAGGAAAAGCCAGAGGAGGAUAUCAAGAUACUCAAUAUUGAUAUCGCAUAG